Messenger RNA from Hyla sarda, 883 nucleotides. Its product is annotated as avidin-related protein 1-like. Gene Ontology annotation, molecular function: biotin binding. The transcript is spliced from 4 exons. Bases 389 to 856 code for a protein of 155 amino acids. NCBI's taxonomy places the organism in Eukaryota, Metazoa, Chordata, Amphibia, Anura, Hylidae. The record is from RefSeq and is a predicted model, not a curated record.
CAUCACAAGGCAUUGUAUGCGAUGAAUGGCUAUGGAGUCCCAACAUUAUCCAUGCAGCUUCUCACUCUAAGGCCAUGUUCACACUACAUAACGUCUGGACUGAACAGGUUCAUCCUUUCUGCAGACACGGAAAUUGGAAUUUCUGUGCCGAAAACAUCUGGCGCGGAAAUUCCACUGUGUACAAAGCGCAGCAGAAUCCUGUUAAAUUCAACGGGACUCUGCUGAAGCGGAAAUUCCGAGGCGUAAACAUGGCCUCAAUAGACAUUGGACUUUUUCAUUAGUAGUUAAACAGUGAAGCAGGUGAUCUUCAAGACAAAAUCCAUUAACCAAUUAGUGUCAGCCUUUAAAAAUGUCUGCUCCUUGGCCUCAUUAUAGGUUGUGGGUCUGAAUGGAAAGUACAAUGUGGGCUGUAGGUGCACAGGGCAUGAUGCUGGUUGUGUUUAUUGUCACCAGUUACUCCAGUGAUGUGCAAGCAGCUCAUUGUAAUGUGACUGGAGUCUGGGUGAAUACCCUGGGAUCAGUUCUUAAGCUUUUUGCUGAAGGGUCCCAGCUCAAAGGAUCACUACAUUCUUCUGUAGCGCUCUAUCCCGGUGCAGCUGGUGAGCGGAUGACUGGUAAGCUGAUCGGGCUCAUUGGACAAGGAGAUCAACCAACCUUCACCAUGUCCGUAAGCUGGAAAGAAGGUUCAAUCACUGCUUGGGUUGGUCAGUGCUUCCAGACAUCAGACUGCCCAGUGCUGAAGACAAUAUGGUUGUUGAGAUCAAAGGCAACAUUAGAAGAUAACUGGAAGGCAACCAGGAUUGGUGAAGAUGUGUUUUACCCACAGAAGAAAUGUGCUAUAGAUGGUGUAGUUUAAGAACAAAUAAAUAUUGCUCAAACCACA